This is a messenger RNA of Blastomyces dermatitidis ER-3, 399 nucleotides long. RefSeq names its product CBF/NF-Y family transcription factor. NCBI's taxonomy places the organism in Eukaryota, Fungi, Ascomycota, Eurotiomycetes, Onygenales, Ajellomycetaceae. The transcript is spliced from 3 exons. Gene Ontology annotation, molecular function: core promoter sequence-specific DNA binding; general transcription initiation factor activity; TBP-class protein binding. Gene Ontology annotation, cellular component: negative cofactor 2 complex. The record is from RefSeq and is a predicted model, not a curated record. Gene Ontology annotation, biological process: positive regulation of transcription by RNA polymerase II; negative regulation of transcription by RNA polymerase II; RNA polymerase II preinitiation complex assembly. The coding region runs from base 1 to 399 and encodes 132 amino acids.
AUGUCAGACCGAGAGUUUGGAGCAACCGUUCAAAAAAUAAUAACCGAAAUCCUUCCCACUUCAUCCGGGCAGACCUUUGCUAAGGAUGCGCGCGAUCUGCUCAUAGAAUGCUGUGUCGAGUUCAUCACCUUAAUAUCUUCCGAGGCAAACGAUAUCAGCGAGAAGGAGGCGAAAAAGACAAUCGCAUGCGAACACAUCGAGAAGGCGCUAACGGAUUUGGGUUUUGGAGAUUAUGUACCUGACGUACUUGCGGUGGCAGAGGAGCACAGGGAGCAGCUGAAGUCCCGCGAGAAAAAAGUCAAUAAGAUGGAGCAGAGCGGCCUCACGGAAGAAGAGCUGCUCCGACAGCAGCAGGAACUCUUCCGCUGUGCGGGCGAGAAGUAUAAUGCGGGCAGUUGA